CUUAGAUUGUAGAGAGCUGCUGCCUUAUUUAACCAAUUUGCCCCAUCUGCCCUGGUGAAAGAUGAGUGCCAGAAACAGAUCCUGCUCAUCCUCCAUUCUUCAAGCAUGCAGUUCAUCAUCCUUUACCAGACAGCCUUCUCGUGUGUUGAUAGUAGAUGCUUCGCCACCCUGGUGGUCAGAGACAUGUACUGUUCUAUGUCAGGCCCUGGAGAAUUUCUUUUAUCUGGCCAGCAGUCUGGCAGGACCUGCUCGUCUUCCACUGCUAAGCAUCUUUGCCAUCAGUGUACAGCUGGAGUGCCUCCUACCCUUUGUGCAAGUUAAGGGCAAUUUGGCACGUCUGCUGUCCUGUAUAGAGGAGUUGCGUUCUCUGCCUCCAGAGGGUUGCAUUCGGCAAAGAGGUGCACUCCUUAAACAGGCAGUGCUGGACAGCCUGCAGCAGUUUAAACAAUACAUGUGUCAUACAGCUCAUGGGGAAUUCAACAGCAACAGUGUAGAGGUGACGGUAUUAACCUGUCAGUCAGGACAGACAGUCCUCCGACAGCUGGAGCAGGGCCUAAAAAACUCCGAUCUGAUUAGUCUGCGCAGGCUUCUGGUGGUUCACAUCACAUUACAGCAGAGUCUCUCAGACAGAUCUCCAGCCUGUAGCCUUGAGACACCAUCUUUAGAAGAUGACCAGGAAGAGAACCUGAUGCUGGGUACAGAGGUGGAUGUGCAGCUUGUGGAGGGCACAGUUGUGGCCUUGGAGAACUUUCUGAAAAUGUGGCUACAUGACCAGGGUGGAGACCGAGAGCACCUGCACUUGUUGUUACCCCCUUCUCUCACAUCACAGGGUUCUACACCACACCCUGCCAACAACAGGCCAAGCCCGGUCUGUUUGAAGUGUGACAUGCAGGAGAGGCUUCUCAGCCCAGCCCUACUUCCCAGCACUCCUGACCUUGGAAUGAAGACUGAGAGGAUGCAAGAUUUCCAGCCCCCAAACAAGAGUCUGGCCAAUCAAAACCCCUCGCCGCAGCGUCUGCAAGCUGUCAAGGUUCUUCAUGCCAGUGGAGUGUGUCAGUCUGUGCUGUAUGGACUACCGUUCAUCAUCAGACCAACCUCAUGCUGGCAGCUGGACUGGGAUGAAAUGGAAACAAACCAACAGACAUUUCAUGCUCUCUGCCACAUACUUAAAACCCGUGACUGGUUCCUAUUGGUGCGCUCAGAAUCGGGGUCAGGUUCUCGUUCUGGUGUGUUCUCCCACUAUAUACUUCAGUCUUCUGGUUCACUGUCUCUGCUUUUGAAACCUGUGCUGACACGAGAACUUAUGCUACCCUGCUGCCUGCCCGUCUCAAUGGAGGACCCACCACUUCCUGCACUCGCCUCUGUGGAGAGCUCCCUGGAUCAGCUUGAGAAAGACCCCGUCUUUAACCCUCUCUGUCUGGACUCUAACCUUUACCUGCACCUGAGCAUUAGAGGUUUGCACACCCGCUCAUCACAACCAUUUGGAGCACAAGGCCAGGGCCACAGCCAACGCAGGGGCGCCAGUCGACCACCAGAGGGCUCCACGCAGCGUCAGGGUCGGCAGUCUCAGAGUCGUGUGCGAGCCACGGUGGCCCCGCUGCCUUCCAUUCCUUUAAACAAGAUGCCUCGCACUUUAACCUUCAGCCACUCCCGACCCUGUGCCCCUGCCCUCUUUUUCCAGAACAGCUAUGAGGAGGAAGACACUUUGAUAAUCCAGUAA
Messenger RNA from Labeo rohita (rohu), 1720 nucleotides. RefSeq names its product meiosis 1 associated protein (gene m1ap). Gene Ontology annotation, biological process: male meiosis chromosome separation; meiosis I; spermatogenesis. Lineage: Eukaryota; Metazoa; Chordata; Actinopteri; Cypriniformes; Cyprinidae. The record is from RefSeq and is a predicted model, not a curated record. Bases 62 to 1720 code for a protein of 552 amino acids. The transcript has 10 exons.